Messenger RNA from Cordyceps militaris CM01, 3009 nucleotides. RefSeq names its product mitochondrial presequence protease. Gene Ontology annotation, biological process: protein processing. Bases 1 to 3009 code for a protein of 1002 amino acids. Gene Ontology annotation, molecular function: metal ion binding. Lineage: Eukaryota; Fungi; Ascomycota; Sordariomycetes; Hypocreales; Cordycipitaceae. The transcript has 2 exons. Gene Ontology annotation, cellular component: mitochondrial matrix. The record is from RefSeq and is a predicted model, not a curated record.
AUGUUGCGCAAUGCGGCCCGCAAGGCCGUGACCGAGCUAUCACAGUACCCCAAACCAGGUUCCAAACUGCACGGCUUCACGCUCGUCCGAUCCAAACAUGUCCCUGAGCUGGAGCUCACGGCCUUGCACCUUCAGCAUGAUAAAACUGGUGCCGACUACUUGCAUAUUGCGCGUGAGGACAGCAAUAACGUCUUUUCUAUUGGCUUCAAGACGAAUCCCCCAAACGAUACGGGAAUUCCCCACAUCCUCGAACACACGACGCUCUGUGGCAGUGAAAAAUAUCCCAUUCGCGACCCAUUUUUCAAAAUGCUUCCUCGAACCUUGUCAAAUUUCAUGAAUGCCUUUACGGCGUCGGAUCACACGUUUUACCCCUUUGCCACUACCAACGCCCAGGAUUUCAAGAACCUCAUGUCUGUUUACCUCGACUCGACACUGCAUCCUCUACUCAAAGAAUCCGACUUCACACAAGAGGGGUGGCGCAUCGGCCCUGAAAAUCCACUGGCCACGGAUGAGGAGAGCAAGAAGCUUGUUUUCAAGGGUGUCGUCUACAAUGAGAUGAAGGGCCAGAUGUCCGAUGCGGGAUACUUGUACUAUAUUCGAUUCCAAGACCACAUCUUUCCCGACAUCAACAACUCUGGCGGCGAUCCUCAAAAGAUUACCGACCUCACAUACCGACAGCUAAAGGACUUUCACGCUGAACACUACCACCCCAGUAAUGCGAAGCUGUUUACAUAUGGCGACAUGCCCUUGGCCGAUCACUUGCAAGACAUUGAUGCGCGAUUGCAGGCGUUUGAGAAAAUUCAGGCCGAUAAAACGAUUCACGAGCCAAUAGUGCUCUCUGGACCAAGAGAUGUUACAUUGGCCGGCCCCUUUGACCCCCUGGUUGAUCCAGAUCGCCAAUUCAAGACCUCUGUCUCCUGGAUCAUGGGAGACACUACCGAUGUUUUGGAGUCAUUCUCACUUGCUCUUUUGUCUAGCCUUUUGAUGGACGGAUAUGGCUCGCCGCUGUAUCGUGGUCUUAUAGAGACUGGCAUGGGUGCUGACUGGAGUCCCAAUUCUGGCUAUGACAGCUCCGCCAAAAGAGGAAUCUUUUCCAUCGGACUCACUGGUGUACAAGAAGCAGAUGUACCCAAGCUCAAAGCCAAGGUCCAAGAUAUUUUGCGCGACGUCCGCGAAAACGGCUUUGAUCAGGGCAAGAUUGACGGGUCACUGCAUCAGCUCGAGCUGUCGUUGAAGCACAAGACUUCGAAUUUUGGCUUCUCUAUGCUCAAUAGACUCAAACCCAAGUGGUUCAAUGGCGUCGAUCCGUUCGAAUCCUUAGCCUGGAAUGACACAAUCACUGGAUUCCAGGCCAAGCUGGCGAAAGGCGGUUACCUGGAGGGGCUGGUUGAAAAGUACAUGCUCAAUGACAAUACUCUCACAUUCACCAUGACGCCAUCAGCUACAUUUGGAGAAGUAUUGGUCAACGAGGAAAAGGAGCGCCUGGCGGACAAGAUUGCUGAGGCAGUCCAAAACGCUGGUGGUGAGGAACAAGCCCGCGCCGCCUUUGAGCAGCAGGAGCAGGAUCUCCUGGUCGAACAAAACAAGACAAAUACGGAAGACCUUAGCUGCCUGCCGACCGUCUACGUCAAGGACAUUCCCCGAAGCAUCGACCGCGUCACACUGCGCGACGAAGUGAACGAGGGUAUCUCUAUCCAGUGGCGUGAAGCCCCCACCAACGGUCUGACUUACUUCCGUGCCAUCAACACGAUCGAGGGUUUAUCAGAUGAGUUGCGCCAACUUAUUCCACUCUUUACCGACAGCAUCAUGCGUCUAGGUACUAAAGACCAGACUAUGGAGCAACUGGAGGAUCUCAUCAAGCUCAAGACCGGUGGCGUGUCUGUCGGGUACCACUCUACCGCUUCACCGACCAACUUUGAGGAGGCCCACGAAGGCAUCAUCUUUACCGGCAUGGCGCUUGACCGAAACGUACCUGUCAUGUUUGAGCUACUGCGCAAGCUUGUGCUAGAUACCAACUUUGACAGCCCCGAUGCGGCGCUUCGCAUCCGCCAGCUGCUACAGGCGUCCGCCGACGGCGUCGUUAACGACAUUGCCUCAUCGGGGCAUAGAUUCGCCAUGAACCACGCCGAGUCCGGCUUGACGCGGGCUGCCUGGCUCCGUCAGCAGGUGGCCGGUCUGUCGCAGGUGAAGCUCAUCACUUCGCUCGCGGGCCGCCCAGAGUUUGACCAGCUCCAAGAUGUGAUUGCCAAACUGAAGCAGAUCCAACAUCUUGUACUCACAACGGGUAAGCUCCGCGCCGCCAUAACCUGUAGCGGCGAAAGCGUCGCCGGCAACCUCACAUCACUGCAGACGUUUACUCGCGGCCUGCAGCCGCAGCUGCCACAAACAGCCGGGGGCGUCCUCACGCUCCCAAAGACGAAGAAGACAUUCUUCCCGCUGCCAUACCAGGUAUACUACGGCGGCCUUUCUGUGGCAACUACGUCGUAUACGCACCCCGACGGCGCGUCCCUGCAGAUCCUGUCGCAGAUGCUCACGCACAAGCACCUGCACCACGAGAUUCGCGAGAAGGGUGGCGCGUAUGGCGGCGGGGCCUACGCCAAGCCGCUCGACGGCCUCUUUGGGUUCUACUCGUACCGAGACCCGAACCCGCAAAACACGAUCCGCAUCAUGCGAGACGCUGGGCGAUGGGCGGCGGACAAGGCAUGGAGCGACCGGGACCUGGAGGAGGCCAAAAUCUCCGUGUUCCAGUCGGUGGACGCGCCAAAGGCGGUCAACGAGGAAGGCAUGGGCCGAUUCCUGUCGGGUGUCACCGAGGACAUGCGCCAGGCCAAGCGCGCGCAGCUGCUCGACGUCUCGCGCGAGCAGGUGCAGACGGUUGCCGACCAAUACCUAGCGCGCGCGGUGGACGGCGGCGCUGAGCGUCUCUCAUUCCUCGGCGAGAAGAAAGCCUGGGUGGACGGCAGCUGGACCGUGGAGGAGAUGAAUGUGCCGGGCGGCGGUGCAGAGUGA